UCGUAGACUGAUCUGGCUGUGGAUAUUGUGACUCUUGAGGUUCUGUUGUUUACAAGAGAGGGAAAGAACAACGUUGUUUAUUUUUACAAAAACGAUGGGUGCCCUUGGGAGUUUGGGGCUGUUUAUGACAUUGUUUUUAUUGUCAAAUGCUGCGAGGAUCAGAAGAAAUCCCGAUGGCUAUACUGUCCAUGAGAAACCACCCGAACUUGUUGUCAACGCUGACACUGAAGGAGUCAAAGUACAAGCCCGUCCUUCGAAACUACAAGUGAUCGCCUAUCCUCAUUUACAAGGAUUUCAUCCGUUUGAGCACACUGCCGUUUUAGGACCUCAUAGUCCUCCGGUAAAUAUUGGGCCAAAUGCGCCCCCAGUUCAUAUUGGACCACAUGUGCCUGCUGUUCAUCUUAGUCCAAGGGUACCAAGUCUUCAUUUUGGGACUAAUGCCCCUCUCCUUCAUGUUAGACCACAUUCACCAUUUGUUCACAUGACUCCACCACUUCCCGCGGUCCACGCCUUAAAUGGACCCCCAGUUCAUGUUGUAUCCCCUUCGACUGUGUAUCACCAACCGCCUAUUGUCUUUCAUCAGCCACACUUUGCCUACCCUGGUUAUGGUUACGGCGGAGGGUUCUAUGGAAGGUCUGGUAUCCCUGGUGGUCAAUACCAAAGGUCUUACCACAGAUCUAGGCGUGAUCUGGGUUCACAAGCAGGACGAUUUAAGAGACAAUGGUAUGGAUGGCAUCCUUUCCCACACUCCGUCAACGUUGGCCCUCACACGCCACCUAUCCACGUUGGACCACACUACCCCCCUGUACACAUUGGUCCCCAUGUCCCAGCAGUUCAUAUUGGCCCUCAUGUCCCUGUCAUUAAUGUACCUUCACAUGUCCCAGCCAUUCAUGUCAGACCUCAUGUCCCAGCUGUCCAUUUAGGACCCCCUGUACCAAUCAUUAACGCCGGCAACCAUUUCCCUGCAGUCCACGUGAGCUCACCACCAACUAUCUACCAUCGACCACCGAUUGUCAUUCACCAGCCUCAUAUUGUACAUCCCUAUGGCCAAUGGAAAAGAGCAAGGAUUCCUAAGAAAUACAACAAGACCCUGCAGAAGAAGCAAGAGGAACCCGAACCUGAAGAAGAAGAAGAAGAAGAUAAACCUCCAAAAGGUAGCAAAGACAAUGAUGAAACUUCACAGAAGAAACAAGAAAAUCCAGAAGAACCAGAAGAACAAGAACAAUCGGAAAAUCAAGAAGAACCAAAAGAAGAACCAGAAGAAGAUAAAACUCCCAAAAAUGACAAAAAAAAGAAAGUCAGCCUCAGGGCAAUAGUUGAGGGUGCAAAGAAAAUCCAAAAACGACAAAUGUUCUCGAAUGCUAACUCUGGGCCCAAUGGCGACUCUGUCAUCUUCGUUCAUCCAAAUCAAAACCAUGGCAACGGAGACUCCAAUAUUGGAUUCAAUGACAUCGGGUUAGGAAACUCGAAUCCACUUGAAGGGAACCAUGCCAGUGAUUUUGGUGACAUGUCAAGCAAGGGUUUUGGAGGUGAUAACUUCUCGCCUUCAUUCAGUGACAACGGUGGAAAUAAUGGUGAUAGCCUUGCCGGCAUUGCAGGGGGAAGCCUUGGAGGGCCAGAGGUGGGUGGAACCCAGUCCUUCACGGAUAAUCCUGGAAUGAACCUCGGUGGAAUGGGAGGAGGGCAAAGCUCACUGUCGGACCUCGCUGGAACAUCACUUGGAGGUGGAAGCAUGGGAGGCGGAAUGGGAGGUGGAAUGAAUGGAAUGGCGGGAUUAGGAGGAUCAAGUCAAAUGGGAGGUGGAAUGGGAGGAGAAUCGAUGAGAUCUGAUAUACCAAGAUCUUAUAUAUCAUACCCAGAAAGAGAAGAAUACCAAAUAGAUGACGGCCAGAACUAUAAAACUACGAAAAGAGAUGAAAUCCCUGCUGGGUAUAUAGAAUACUAAUCUAAUAUGCACAGGCAUUACGCUGAUUGACAUCAACAGAACAAGGGCGGUUCAACUCAGCCUUGUAAAAACUUUACAUAAUUAACGAAGCAAUGCUUCGAGCUCUAUCAAUAAUAUUUCAAAUUGAAAUAGAACAAAUGUUAUUAUCACAUUCGCCCUCAAACUCUUAUCAUCAAAAGCCUUUUUAUGACGUCACUCAAAACUUGACCCCAGUUUCUCACGUCCACAACAUACUGUAGCAUGUUUCGUGGUAAACAAGAUUGUUUUUUAUAUUCCCAAAAGAACAGAAAUAAUAGAUAUAUAUUGAUCUUUAGAUUGUUUAUGUUACAACUGGGGACACACCCAAGAAAUAGGAAGAAAAUUGCCACACGUUUGAGUUAUUUUUCUGAUUUUAGAAAUGUUUGUUUCAUAAAUAGUUGUGAGACGUUUCCUAAUCAAAAAAUAAAGACCCAAAAAAAUGAAUUGC
This is a messenger RNA of Actinia tenebrosa (Australian red waratah sea anemone), 2411 nucleotides long. RefSeq lists its product as uncharacterized. Lineage: Eukaryota; Metazoa; Cnidaria; Anthozoa; Actiniaria; Actiniidae. The record is from RefSeq and is a predicted model, not a curated record.